Messenger RNA from Mercenaria mercenaria, 2636 nucleotides. RefSeq names its product putative ferric-chelate reductase 1. Bases 105 to 1430 code for a protein of 441 amino acids. The transcript is spliced from 12 exons. The record is from RefSeq and is a predicted model, not a curated record. NCBI's taxonomy places the organism in Eukaryota, Metazoa, Mollusca, Bivalvia, Venerida, Veneridae.
AAUGGUUUGGUUGUAGUAACGGGUUGUAUAUAAAUACGUGAAGUCCCUCUGACUGGCUUUCAGAUCGAUCGCGCUCGUUUUCAGUGUAGAACAGUGUGAUCGCAAUGGCUCUAUUUAAAGGGAUAAUUCUGAAGCUGGUAGUAACAUAUGUUACUAUACAGACAGUAUCAGCGGAAUUAAUAAGCUGGGAUUCAGGCUGUGGAUCAACAAAGGGAUGUUUCCCUUAUUGUCCGAAAGGUUGCGAAUAUCUAGUCACUUGGCAAACCGCUGGUACCUCCACUACGUUCACAUUACAAGCAGAAGAAACGGAUACAAACGUGUACCUGGCUGUUGGGUUCUCGAAAGAUUAUCGUAUGGGUGAAGAUAGCGUUGUUGGUUGCAUCGUACCCGGUACCACUGUAAAGAACUACUACAAUGAAGGGACUGACACUGACGAACUAGCUACGCCGUUACUAGGCCUCAGCGGUACGUCAGUUACCCAGACCAAUGGCGUGAUCACGUGCACGUUCACUAGAACUCUAAACGAGGCGUCAGACGACAAAUAUUUCGAUCUCAACAAUGAUUAUAUCCUUAUGUUGGUGGUUGGAGAGGCCGAGGAGGAAGAUGGCGCGUACAAGUUAGAGGAACACCACAAGAUCCCUUGGAACAGUGAUGGCAAGGUUGAUUUUAACAGCCACUAUGUGGUGGACCUAUACAAGCUCAAUAGUCCUGCAGUAAAGUUACAUGGCAUAAUGAUGGUACUAGCUUGGUUGCUAUUGGUAAUUGUUGGCAUGGUAACGGCGAGAUACAACAAAGACAUGCUACCGGAAGAGAAACUGUUCGGAACCAAAGUUUGGUUUCAGGUUCAUCGCACAGCAAUGGUUGUGGCUUGUGUGUUUGUGGUCAUUGGGUUCAUACCGAUAUUUGUAGAAAUCAGAGGCUACAGUCAGAUUGUAUCUGAAGAAUCAAAGGAAUCUGUGAAAGCCCAUCCCGUCUUGGGUAUCGUGGUGACAGUUUUAUGUUUCCUCAAUCCUAUAAUGGCACUGUUCCGACCUGGCGGCGACCACAAGUUCAGAUGGAUCUUUAACUGGGCACAUUUAGGAGUCGGUGCCGCGGCACAGAUUUUAGCCAUUGUAACUAUUUUCCUGGGUUAUGUUCUCGAGCGUUCCAUGCUGUCGAACAAGGCUAUUUGGAUGACGAUAACUCACCUGAUUGUACUCGCGAUCAUCUGUGCGGCUCUCGAAAUCAACAAGUGGAUGACCACCAGGAAAAAGAAUCAAGUGGAGAACAGGAACGGCGUGAUAACAGACGACAUUGAAAUGAAGGAGGAGAAAGAGCCGAUACAAGAACCCACAAAACCUUCUGUCCUUCCGUUUGCUUUGCUGUUGCUUCUUGGCGGUUUCCUGAUUGGUUCCACGCUUGCGAUUCUUGUGAUCAUUGCCGACAGCUAGACAUGGAACCAAUGAUUCCUAACUGGUUCCACACUUUCUCUCCUUCUGAUCACCAGUGACAGCUAGACACGGAACCAAACUUUUUCUGUAGCAGCCAUAUCUUUUUAUUUAUUCAUUUAUUGUUUUUGUUUAUUAAUUUACAUAUCUGGUUGUUGCGAAAACUUGUGUGAUUAUCACAUAUCAAGCUAUUGACAGAGUGCCAUACAUUUUAUUACUAUAGUUGAUUUUAAAAGUUUUUCAUGGUCGUUAGUAUGAACGUUACAACCUCAAAAGAUUGUAACGAAAAAAAUCUAUCUAUAGUGUUUUGAAUCGUUCAAGUUUCAAAUUUUCUUCCAUAUCAAGGCUUAUUAUAAGCAUUUGGUAAGAAUAAGAUAAACACAAAACUGAAAAAAAAAAUAGCAAGACAUGUGUGACAAAAUGAAACAAAACGAAACAGCACGUAUUAUUCAAGGACAAAAUGCCCAGAUUGAAAAGUACCAGAACAUAUCUGUUAAAGUUACGAGUUUAAAAUUUAACUGGUUGUACCUGAAACUGGUCAGAGCAUGAAAAACACUAAACCAAACUCCACACCAUUAAAUUAUCUAAAACCAAGUAAUAUACUGUUCAGCUAUAAUGGUAUUGUAUACGAAUAUUGUAUUCCAAGUAUUCCACGAUACGUAUUUAUUAUUGUAAUAUUUCAAAAUAAAAUUUCAACAAAUUUAAGUUGCAACGUAGCGUUAACACAGUCAUUUGCAUGCUUUGUAUGUCUGUCUGUCCGUCCGUCUUUGUUUCCUUAAUGGUCGUUUUCUAUCGAUUCUUCAAUAUUAGCAUAUAGGAUGAUCUUACUGAAAGAAAUAUACGUGGGUAACCGUCAGUUCGGCUUGUAAUGAAAAUACACGUUUCAAACUUGGUGCUUGUUAUCUUUUUACAAUGCAGGCAUUCUAAACCAUUCUACACAUUAAUCAAACAGGGAUUUUUACAUAAAUAAGACAUUAUAGAGUGUAAAAGCAAAAGCAAUCGUCUGGAAACCUUAUCUGUAUGUGUUUUUGGAACCUUAAAUUACAUUUGUCAGAUGUCAAUGUAUUCAAACUACAUUACAACAUGUGUGUAAUAUACGAUUUUUUUUGCUAUAUAUUUUGUUAUGUCUGUAGACGUUUAACGUUAUUGUAUAUUGUGAUAAAUUUACUACGUUUUUAUCUUUUGUAAUAAAAGCCUUUCUUUUCUAGA